GCAAAGAACUGUCAGAAAAAAAAUUACAACGAAACGUCGCGGAUUGUGCAAGUUUCUCGCGUUCGCGAGUUUUAUCGCUAAAUUCCGUUUCUUUUUACGGACGUUGAUUUGUGACCAUAAAGGAAGAAGCUCUGCUUAUCACCGAGAGGGCACGAGUGAUAACAGUGUGAACCGAGUGCAUUUGCAAUGAGCAAUGUGAGCCAUCUCAUUAAAUAAACAUAAUUCCUUCGCCGGAGGAAGAAGACCGCACAGCAAAGAAGCCCGUAAUCGUCCCACUUUUGCUUUGGAUUUUCGGGCAAUUGAAUUUAUCUCCUCGCGCUUGUAAGGCUUCCCGCAGAGUGUCGUCGCAUUAAUUAACCGGAAGUGGUUCGUUCCGCGGCAGCGCCAUGGAUGAAAUUGAUAACAUCAUUCUGCAUUCGCUGCGCCAGAUUGGAUGCACCCUCGACGAGGAGGUGACCAGUUUGGACGAGUUUAGUCCGACGCUGUUGGUUCAGGUCGUGUCCAAAUGUAUAACGUUGAUCGAUCCCAGCUUGGAUUUGCCCCGGACGCUGCCUCCCGGGAUGGCGCAAAGGUUUACGGCGACCGCUAGCUUGGCCGAGGCUUGCCGGAUUUUCGCAAGUCUUCUACCGUCGCCUUCUGCCGCUCGCAGUCCUCUUCCCGCGGCUCCCACUCGCCACACCCCGGUUCGACCGGAUUGUGCCAAAGUCGCGUCUCUUGCGGUGCAACGCCGGCACGGUCAGCGCCACCCGUUCGAAACGCUUCUUCUCACGUUCGGACAUCGUCCGCCAGACCUGGGCCCCCUGGCGGACCACGUCCACCUGGGACCGUAGCUCACAGUGAGUGCUCCGGUAGCGCCGCAGGAACAGAAGGUACGGAUUGCGGGACUUGCGGCCGCCCGAGCAGGCAGGUCGUGGAAUUUGCUGUCGCUGCGCUAGUUGGGCGUUGGACGGGGUUCGCUGAGCUGGGUUGCCAGAGGAGGUGGGAGGGGACACACAGUCGCGGCUUUCGAUGGCUUUGAGCA
Molecule: messenger RNA, 1021 nt
Organism: Culex pipiens pallens (northern house mosquito)
Lineage: Eukaryota; Metazoa; Arthropoda; Insecta; Diptera; Culicidae
Product: coiled-coil domain-containing protein 22 homolog
Exons: 3
Coding region: 387-830 (147 amino acids)
Biological process (GO): positive regulation of ubiquitin-dependent protein catabolic process
Molecular function (GO): cullin family protein binding
Source: RefSeq, a predicted model, not a curated record